AUGUCAGCCGAGUGCAGUUAUAAAACGGGAGGCGGCUCCGCACUGUUCCGCGCUGAUUCCCACAGACAACCUUACUUGCCCUUGCAAUAUCAGAUCAUGGCUUCCCUUCACAAUGCCGCCCGCGUCCACCGUGUCGAGCUACAACGCAUGCCGCACGAAGUCCACAUGCGCCACCGCGGAGAAGAUUGGGCAGGUAUAACAAACCAGAGAGAGCGGAAGAAGCUGCAGAAUAGGUUGAAUAAACGAAUGUCAAGGCAGAGGAAAAGAAGGAACACAUACGACGAUGCUUCUUCCGAUGUCGCUUCCACUCCCAGUUCUCCGCAGUACACUGCAACAGCCUCUCCCCUGGACAACCUUCUCACUACAUUUAGCAAUUGCACAGAGGAAAACGUUACACAGAAGCGAGCUAUUCUCAAACGAUUCGCCGAGCAGGCUCUAGCGAGUUACAUGACGGCUGACCCGUGUGCUGACCACCGCCUGAAGAUUAUACAACUCAACACCAUCAAUGGCUUCACUAGAAACGCCGUCGCUCUGGGCUUCAAUUUUGACUGGCUUAUUUGCGAGACCAUCUCUCCAUUCGGUCGUGACGGGCAAAAUCUCAAGCGGGGUACCGCACCGGCAGUCUCCGCGCCAAGAAGCCUUAUGCCCACACACAUGCAAUUGCGAACAAAGCACCACCCGUGGCUUGACCUGUUUCCAUUGCCCAAGAUGCGGGACAACUUGUUAAUGGCAGCAAGUGUACUCAAGGCGGAGGAUGAGCAACGAUUAUUCGACGACGUCAUGGAGUCGGGUGGAAGCGGCAACGAAUGGGCUGGGCUCGUGGUUUGGGGAGAACCAUGGAAUCCUCAGAGUUGGGAGAUAAGUGGUCCUUUCCUACGAAACUGGGGUUGGCUAGUGAGGGGUUGCCCAGAGAUUAUAGUAUCUACCAACUAUUGGCGGAGUCAGAGAGGCGAGAAACCAAUCGCGAACCCCAGCUAUGUCCAAGAGCGGCAAUAG
Neoarthrinium moseri is the source of this 996-nucleotide messenger RNA. RefSeq lists its product as uncharacterized. The transcript is spliced from 2 exons. Lineage: Eukaryota; Fungi; Ascomycota; Sordariomycetes; Amphisphaeriales; Apiosporaceae. The record is from RefSeq and is a predicted model, not a curated record. Bases 1 to 996 code for a protein of 331 amino acids.